Cotesia glomerata is the source of this 1175-nucleotide messenger RNA. Its product is annotated as probable G-protein coupled receptor B0563.6. Gene Ontology annotation, biological process: G protein-coupled receptor signaling pathway. The record is from RefSeq and is a predicted model, not a curated record. Gene Ontology annotation, cellular component: membrane. Gene Ontology annotation, molecular function: G protein-coupled receptor activity. Lineage: Eukaryota; Metazoa; Arthropoda; Insecta; Hymenoptera; Braconidae.
CGCGACACGAAAGCAUCAACAUAAGUGUGCAGUGAAAUAAAAUAAGAGAGUAGAAUUCCAAUAUCAUAUUCUAACAUAAUGAGUUCACUUAUUUUCAUGAAAUUAAUAAUCUGUCAACACUAUCACUAAGAAGAUAUGUAUAAAGUGCAAGUUUUUUUUUUAAUAACUAAGAUCAUUUUUUGUUCAAAUAUAAACCUUCAAAAUUCAGAGCAUACUGUCCGAUGGAAGCUAAAUUAAUCAACGCAAUUACUCAUUAGAAGGGUGCAACUAAAAUCAGCAGCAAGUUACAAGCGUUAAAAAUGAAAUUAAUUUUCGACGUAACACAUAAUAAUUCUCUUUCACUCUUUAACUCUCGCUAGCACUUAUUAUCUGACUUCUUAUGUGCAAAUGAAAAUGAAAAUGAGAUUCUAGAGCAGAUAAAAUUCUCGUUAGCAUGUCUAUUAAAACUGCAGCGAAUGUCGAAUGCGACGGACGUGCGAUGGAUACAAGAAUGUUGGAAACGAUAUGUACAUCACGUCAAAACGUAUAGAUAUCCUUAUUUUCCAUCGUACCUCUUUAAUCAAAUUACAAAUACGAAUUAAUCGAAGAGCAAAAUAUACAGUACUUUUAAAAUCGAUAAUUAGAAGAACACAACUAUUUAUAACGAUCGACGUAAUAUAUUUUUUAAAGUAAUAAAUUCAAAUCAUGUGACAAAUUGAUCGAUAAUUCAUGUAAAGAUAACAUAAAAAGUAUACAAAGAAAGUGGUGAAUACAUAAUAUGAAAACUUUAAAUCAACAUAGUUUAUGUUAGAAAGAAAGCAUCAUAAUGACAAAUAUCUUCAAUGAAAGUGGAAAUAAUAAUCAUCUUUGUGUACUUUUGGAGGAUUUGGAGAUGUUAGAAGACCCAAGAACAGCAUCAUUGAGACAAGUUAGUUAUGGAAUAGUUCUGCCUACUAUCUGUUGUUUAGGAAUUAUUGGAAAUAUUUUCAAUCUUAUCGUUCUGACAAGAAAAAAUAUGAGAGGAACGGCAUAUAUUUAUAUGCGAGGAUACUCAGCAGCGGCAUUACUGGCAAUACUUUUCUGUGUUCCUUUUGCCUCACGGGUACUUAAUCACAAAGAAACAGGGAGAUGGAAUAACUGGCCUCAAGCGUUUUAUCAUGCCCAUUUGGAACUUUUUUUAGGAAACGGAUGCUUAG